AUGCCUUCAGAUACAAAGGAACCACAGAGUCUCCCCCUGGUAACGGAGACCACAGCCAUGCCUUCAGAUACAAAGGAACCACAGAGUCUCCCCCUGGUGACGGAGACCACAGUCAUGCCUUCAGACACACAGGGACCACACAGUCUCUCCGUGGCAACGGAGUCCACAGUCGUGCCUUCAGACACACAGCGACCACAGAGUCUCCCCCUGGUGACGGAGACAACAGUCGUGCCUUCAGACACACAGGGACCACACAGUCUCUCCGUGGCAACGGAGUCCACAGUCGUGCCUUCAGACACACAGCGACCACACAGUCUCUCCCUGCGACAAUACAAACAUACAAACCUGCAGUUCUACACCACUCAGGAAAGGCCAUCAACCAGCACACCUAGACCAAGUUUAUGUGACGUCACGCCACGUUCCGGCGGCGAGGAGUUCGUGUUUCUAUAUCCCACCAAUAAAGUUCCCAGCGACUCCCAUCUCGACCUACUGCUGGCAUCAAACGAAACCGGAAGUCUGACACUUCGGGGAUUAAGAGGCUUCGUGUGCCUAAACUAUACAUAUACCACCGGAAGUAAAAGAAUUGAAGUUCCACAAUCGUUACAAUUAAGUAAGGAAGCGAUUGAAAACAAAGCCAUCCAAGUAAUUACCUCAAAUGACGUCACUCUGCACGCGAUGUAUCAUGAUCCUUCCACCAUCGAUGGGUUUUUUGUUCUUCCCGUCCGUGAUUUGUCAGACACCUAUGUCAUACCCUCCUUCGACAAGAAUGGAAUAUUUAAGACAUUUAUUGGCGUAACAGCUGUGAGAGACAGCACAACUAUACAGAUAAAGUUACACACAGAUCAGGUCUACUUUUACGACGGAAAUGCAUACAAUGAUAGGCAGACUCUCACAAUCCAUCUGAACGCGCUGGAAGCAUUUGAACUUACACACACAGGUGACGUCACGGGAACACUCGUCAAGAGUAACUAUCCAAUCGCAGUACAAGCUGGGAGUCAAUGUUCCAGCGUUCCAGUUGACGUUGGAACUUGUAAUCAUCUACAGGAAAUGGUGCCACCGGUGUCGCGUUUAGGAUCCAUUUACAUCGUGCCACCUCUAGUUAGUACCCAGGCAUAUUUUGUCCGGGUUAUAGCUGCUUAUCCUAUGACCGUUGUUGAUACAAAAAUCAGCGAUCAUUCUGAAAUGUCCGGUUUCAUAUUAUCUGAAGUCGGGGAUUUCAGAAACAUCGAAGUGAACAGCCCUGAAAUUCUCUUUAUAAACAGCAGCCAUCCUGUGCUGGUGGCGCAUUACGCGGAGGGAUUGGGUCGUAGUGAACCGGCCAUGACGGUCAUACCGUCAGUUCAUCAGUUCCGCUUGGAUUACGAUAUUACUGUGUCGGAUCGACCAGGGUUCGAUAAUUAUCUGUCAAUCAUUAUUCCUACCAAUAACAUUAAUGACAUUAGGAUCAAUCGUGUCAACCUGACGUCACACGGAUACUUCAAUGUCCACAAUGGCACCUAUGAUUUGUUGUCCUAUAUCCACAGCUCCGUUGAGGUGAAGGUCGUCCCAGGAGUAUACCACGUGUACACCGAACCUCGUACUACAGAAUUCGGACUUAUUGUAUAUGGAGUCUCGAACGGAAACGCAUACGAAUAUCCCGGUGGUCUCUGA
Molecule: messenger RNA, 1650 nt
Organism: Ylistrum balloti
Lineage: Eukaryota; Metazoa; Mollusca; Bivalvia; Pectinida; Pectinidae
Product: IgGFc-binding protein-like
Exons: 4
Coding region: 1-1650 (549 amino acids)
Source: RefSeq, a predicted model, not a curated record